Moneuplotes crassus is the source of this 924-nucleotide messenger RNA. Lineage: Eukaryota; Ciliophora; Spirotrichea; Euplotida; Euplotidae. The record is from the annotation of a GenBank genome assembly.
AUUAUAAAUGGACCAAGGUAAUAAAAUCAAAUUUGGCAACAGAAGAAGCAUUUCACCGAAGAAAUCAGAUAAGAUUUUGAUCAAAAUGGCCAAGAACCCUUUCCAAGAGGAGAGAAAGUUGAAGAAUAAGCACCGAAAAUAGAAAGAAUAGAUAUUCCCUGAACAACAGUCCUGUAAGGAUUGGUUUGAUCGGCUCUGGAGUUAAAUAUUUUGAUAAGACAAGGUGAGACACUCUAAACUCUGAUUUAAAAACAGUCAGAGAUACUAUAACUAAUUCUCCAAGCAAGGUGAAAUUAGCUCCUGUGUAUGAAAAUACCAGCAAAACUUCAAGUAUCAAAGAUCAAAAAUCAAUUCAAUCCAGACUAUCAGGGGCAGAAAAUAUUAGCUCUAGAAUGAAGAUCCCUCAUCAACCUGCAAUAAAAACAAAAUCAACCAAAGUCAUACUUUUUAGUAUGUAGCUGAUGUAACUAUAGGUAACCAACAUCAAGAACCUAUCCUUGGGCCAGGGUUAAAAUAAGCUAGAGAAUAACAUUCCUUGUUAGUUCCAUAAUUUUAUAGCUAUAGCACCGAAAAAUCCACAAAUUAACAACCCAUUGCAUUCUCAAAGGAAUGCUCCUCAAAAUUCUCCAAAAUUAGACAACAAGAAAGCUGAGUACGAUCUACUAGAGUCCUUGGCUAAAGAAAAGAAGUAUGACUGCAUAAAUCAAUACCUCACCUGGUUGCCUAAAAAGAAGAGAAAAUAGCGAAUGUAAUGCCAUUAAAAUCCCAACAGGUCCAGUCAUAGAAAAUACACCACCAGCGAAAGAAGUGGCCUUUAAAAGCAAACCAAGUUUACCUGGUAAGAAUUUGCCAGAGAAGGGAUCUAAGAUAGAUCCGAUUUCCUGGAACUAUAAAGAAUGCUUUAAUAAUACUACGUCAAUCCCA